Molecule: messenger RNA, 1182 nt
Organism: Myiozetetes cayanensis
Lineage: Eukaryota; Metazoa; Chordata; Aves; Passeriformes; Tyrannidae
Gene: CDA
Product: cytidine deaminase
Exons: 4
Coding region: 13-468 (151 amino acids)
Cellular component (GO): cytosol
Molecular function (GO): zinc ion binding; cytidine deaminase activity
Source: RefSeq, a predicted model, not a curated record
GAGGGUGCAGGCAUGGAGGGCGGCGGGCAGAGCCCAGCCCCGGCCGUGCCCCCGGGCCAGCCCCAGCGGGACCAUCUGCAGCUCCUGCUGCGCCGCAGCCGGGAGGCCAAAAACUGCGCCUACUGCCCCUACAGCCGCUUCCCGGUGGGAGCCGCGCUGCUCACGGCUGGGGGGGAGAUCUUCUCCGGGUGCAACGUGGAGAAUGCCUGCUACAGCCUGGGGAUGUGUGCUGAGCGAGCUGCCAUCCAAAAAGCCAUCUCCGAGGGGCACACCAGCUUCAAGGCCAUGGCCAUUGCCAGUGACAUGGGGGACUUCAUCACACCCUGUGGCGCCUGCAGACAAGUGAUGAGAGAGUUUGGCACGGACUGGGAUGUCUACCUGACCAAAGCAGAUGGCACCUACAUUGUCAAGAGGCUGGAGGAGCUGCUGCCGCUCUCUUUUGGCCCUGAGGACCUGAAGAAGGUGUGAGCAGAGUGGUCACCACCAGCCUUUGCCCCUGGGGCAGCAGAGGAGGAUGGUUUCCCCCAAUUUCCUCGGCGAGUAAGAGGCUUUUGGGGGACGACACAAUGGGAAAUGCAUUUGUAGUGUUGAGUUACCUGUUCCUCUCACCUCCUGAUUCAGCACUGAUUUUCAGACACUGGCUCCACCUCCCCCUGAGGAAACAACAAAAUCAAAUCAUGGAAGUUCCCUGUUAUUAGUAAAAAAAAUGUCCAGAUAUCCCUAUAGGCAAGGAAGGAGUCGAGUUUGAUGCAUGGCUCAAGUUCGGGCUUGUUGAUACAGAAACAACUCCGAAAUAAUGCAAAAUCAUUGCUUGGGAAAAUUCUGGAUUCUCCAGCUCUGAAGAGAUGUGAAAGCCAAAAGGAAAAGCUCCAUCAGCCCCAGCAGUGAUUAAUGAGCCAGUCCAGAUUAGGUGGAUUGCUGGAAUGGGAUGGUUCUUGCACUGAGCGUGUCCUUUGCUCCUUUCUCUCCAGCUUGUUUUCCUUGCUUUUAUUCCAUUUAUGGGGGGAGAAGAGAAUGAGGAAUUUUUGAUUGCUUCUGCAGGGUUUUGUGCCUCCAGAGUGGUGCCAUUUGCUGAUUGAUUUAAUUACGCACAAUGACAAAUGAAUGUGUGAUAUUUCCCAACCAACGCUGGGUUGGGCAUUUCAGCCCAUGCCCAAAUCAAAUAAAGGCCAUUCUGGUUUA